CUGCCGUAGGAGUCCGCGCUGCUGUCCUCUGGAGCUGUCGCUGCGUGUGACUUCGCGGUAUUUCCUCGGAGCUGGCAGCUGGGCUCCUCCUCGGAGCUCUGCUGGGCUGCUUUGGGAGCCGGCCCUGCGGCGUUGAACGCUACCUGCUCUGUCCCUGCUGUCGUGCUCCUCCCGAUUCCACUUUCAGUGGUUGGAAGUUUUUUUUUUUAAACAAAAUGGACAUUUAUUCCAUGGAUGCAGAAGCCUAAUAAUACGUUUUUUUGUGAUUCCCUCGUCCCAGAGGAGAGCAAAAACAGCCUCUGAGGAAAAAAAACAUGAAAUGACUGGGAUUGCUUAACCCAGAGAAGACAAGGCGGGCAUGUAAUUCAUCUUCAGAUAUAGGACAGGCUGUUGAAAAGAUGAAGAAGAGCUUUUUUAUUAAAUAAAAACCGCAGAAUUGCUGUAUAUUAUUCUUACAGUAUUGCUGUGUGUUGCUGAGGUCUGGACUACAGCUGCAGCAGUGGGGGCUCAGGAUAAACGUAAGGAGUUGCCCUCUGAUGGAUAGUUAAGAAAAUCUUGCAAAUGUUUGUGCCGGUCACAUCAAAGGCUCUUCGUGUUCGUUGUUUUGUCUCCGACGGCAGUGAGGACGGGGUGCUUAUCGAACCGAGUUCCGAGCAGGUCUGUUUAUGAUGGAGAGGAGCACGGCCGUUUCAUGGAAAAAUUGGAAGCACGGAUCAGAAACCAUGAUCGGGAGAUCGAGAAAAUGUGCAACUUCCAUUACCAGGGCUUUGUGGACUCCAUCACGGAGCUGCUGAAAGUUAGGGGAGAAGCUCAAAAACUGAAGAACCAAGUGACGGACACCAACCGAAAGCUGCAGAACGAAGGGAAAGAACUGAUAAUAGCGAUGGAAGAGCUGAAGCAAUGCCGAUUACAACAGAGAAAUAUUUCAGCGACGGUUGAUAAGCUAACGCUGUGUCUUCCUGUCCUGGAGAUGUACAGCAAACUGCGAGAGCAAAUGAAAUCUAAAAGACACUACCCUGCGCUGAAGACCCUGGAGCACCUUGAGCACACCUACCUGCCUCAGGUGAGCCACUACCGCUUCUGCAAGAUCAUGGUGGAUAAUAUCCCAAAGCUGCGCGAGGAGAUAAAGGAAGUUUCCAUGUCAGACCUCAAGGAUUUCCUGGAGAGUAUCCGUAAGCACUCCGACAAGAUUGGGGAGACAGCAAUGAAACAGGAUUGCAGAUACAAUCAGUGGAAAAUAAUUGCCAAGAUAUUCUUCAGUCUUCUGCUCUCUCCAAAUAUUAAGGCACAGCAGCAAAGAAACCUGGACAAUAUUGUAUCACAGCAUCCCAGGAUUAGCGGGGGAAAAAAGUCCAAGAAAGAAGUCUGCGCAAGCUCAGAUUUGGAGGUAAAGACCACUAGCCCCAUGUCUGAGCAGGAUUCGGGUAUCCUGGAUGUUGAAGAUGAGGAUGAGGAUGAAGAGGUGCCUGGGGCCCAGGAUCUGGUGGACUUCUCGCCUGUGUACCGAUGCCUGCACAUCUACUCCGUCCUGGGUGCCCGAGAAACCUUUGAGAACUACUACAGGAAGCAGAGAAGAAAACAAGCCAGAUUGGUACUGCAGCCUCCUUCCAACAUGCAUGAAACUUUAGAUGGCUACAGGAAGUAUUUUAAUCAAAUUGUAGGGUUUUUUGUAGUUGAAGAUCACAUCUUGCACACGACGCAGGGCUUGGUAAAUAGAGCCUAUAUUGAUGAGCUGUGGGAGAUGGCGUUAUCAAAAACCAUUGCAGCGCUAAGGACGCAUUCAUCCUAUUGCUCGGACCCAAGCCUGGUGUUAGACUUGAAGAACCUCAUCGUCCUCUUUGCAGACACACUCCAGGGAUACGGCUUCCCAGUGAACCAGCUCUUUGACAUGCUGCUGGAGAUCCAAGACCAGUAUAGUGAAACCCUGCUGAAGAAAUGGUCAGGAGUUUUCAGAAAUAUACUUGAUUCAGAUAACUACAGUCCCAUCCCAGUGACAAAUGAAGAGAUUUAUAAGAAAAUAGUUGGACAGUUCCCAUUCCAGGAUGCAGAACUUGAAAAGCAACCGUUUCCAAAGAAGUUCCCCUUUUCUGAGUUUGUGCCUAAAGUUUACAAUCAGAUUAAGGAAUUCAUCUACGCCUGUCUGAAGUUUUCAGAAGACCUUCAUCUGAGCUCCACGGAAGUUGAUGAUAUGAUUAGAAAAUCGACAAAUCUGCUGCUGACCCGAACGCUGAGCAACUGUUUACAGAACGUCAUCAAGAGGAAAAACGUAGGGCUGACAGAGCUUGUACAGAUCAUUAUAAACACGACCCAUUUGGAAAAAUCGUGCAAGUUCCUCGAGGAAUUCAUAACCAAUAUCACCAACGUACUUCCAGAGACUGUCCACACUACAAAACUUUAUGGGACCACGACUUUCAAGGACGCCCGCCACGCUGCUGAGGAAGAGAUUUACACCAACCUGAACCAGAAGAUAGACCAGUUCUUGCAGCUGGCGGAUUACGACUGGAUGGCCAUGGAGCCGGGCAGCAAGGCCAGUGACUACCUGGUAGACCUCAUUGGCUUUCUGCGCAGCACGUUUGCCGUGUUCACGCACCUCCCGGGGAAGGUGGCGCAGACCGCCUGCAUGUCGGCGUGCAAGCACUUGUCCACCUCGCUGAUGCAGCUGCUGCUGGAAGCCGAAGUGCGGCAGCUGACGCUGGGCGCCUUGCAGCAGUUCAACCUGGACGUGGAGGAAUGCGAACAGUUUGCCAGAUCCGGCCCAGUGCCUGGGUUCCAAGGGGACACGCUGCAGUUGGCCUUCAUCGACUUGAGACAACUCCUGGAUCUGUUCAUCCAGUGGGACUGGUCGACGUACCUGGCUGACUACGGGCAACCCACGUGCAAGUACCUCCGGGUGAACCCCACCACAGCCCUCGUCCUGCUGGAAAAGAUGCGAGACACGAGCAGGAAGAACAACGUUUUCGCCCAGUUUCGGAAGAACGAGCGGGACAAGCAGAAGCUGAUAGACACCGUGGCCAAGCAGCUCCGCAGCCUCAUCAACAGCCAUCACUCCUGAGGGCCGCGGCCGCCCGCCACCGCACUCCGGGACCCGCGCCGCGCCGGUCCCUGCACUGCAGCCUUCCACACGCCCGGACUUGGGAUCCUUGUUCAAAGAGAAUAUAUAUGUAUUUUUUUAUUCGCCUGUAUAGAAUCCAUGAAACCUACCCUUCUGACCAAACGUUCCUCGUUAAGCAAUCCCGGGGAAGAGAGGCAGCGCUGCCUGUGCUGGUGCAGCGAGGGUGCUGGCAGGAGUCUCCGUUACAAACUCCUAUUUUCAGGGGCUUGUAAAGGGACGGUAAAGCCUGAAAGAGAAGUUCACACCCAGACUAUGUUUUUUUUUUUUUUUUUUUGUAAGCCAAAUUCGAAGAAUUGGUUUGACUUCCUUUUGUUAAGUUAUUCAGUUGCAGAACAAGCGAAAACAAAAAAUAUAGGGAGGAGUCGUGGUUUCAGGUUCUUCUCGUGGGCUCCGGUGAAAAGGAGCACGCGUUCAGAAAGAGGGUCACUCGCUCGCUUGCCUUGCCAACGUGCGGAUUGGGUUUAUGAAGGAAGAGAGGCAAAGUGAUCCCCCAGCCUCUCGCCUCCUCCUCCUGUAGGGGCUGAUGCCCACCCCGGUUUCAGGUGGCUUGCAGGGAGCCGUAGCCCAUUCCUGUGGGGCUGUAAGGGAGCAGAUGCACCCUGAGCUCUGCCUCUAGGAGCUGCCGGUGUCUUUUGGACCCUGCACUGAAUGUAAAAGGGCUUGAAGUUGGAUAGAUGGGAAGAGGGGGAGCCAGCGGGGUGCCCUGCGGGGCCGGUCUGGCGCCAGGGUGCUGCUGCUGUGUCCAGCACGGUGCCAGGAGGGAAACCCGCUCAGGUUGUGGGCAGACCGGGCUCCCUGGUGUGUGGGGUGAUCUUAGAGCUUAGCUCUUCCUCUCCCUGCAUCUCUUCUCCAUGCUGGUUCCUCAUCUCCCCUCUCCUGCUGCUCUGGUGCCAUGUCCCUCCACUUCCCACGCGCGCUCCGGCUCGGAGCAGCCUUGCAAGCUCCCCAGGGUGACAAACGGGAGCCUCCUGGAUGUCCCCAAAGGCUGGCAGUGGGAGGUGACCCCAGAGCAGCAUCACGCACCCCCAGCCCGGCUCUGAAGUGCCUGCGGGCAAAACUCUCCUCUUUGCUCUGGAGGUGCCCGUACAUCAGGGCAGCCUUGGAGGACCCCAGUGCUGCUAUCAGCAGGGCGCCAAGCCCGGGGUUCGGGUUACAGAGAGGGGACUUUUGCCCUUAUCUUUUCUUUACCCUUUUGACUCCAGUUACUGCAGGUGAAAGCUCAUCCAGCCGCUUCCCCCUGCCACCAACCCGCGAUGCCGCAGGGAAUUAAACGGCGCUGGGCACGAGACGUCCCCGGCGGGGCUGCUCCAGCAGGGGCGCAGGCAGUGCAGGCUUUGUAACGUUUGUAUGCGUUGGGUCUGCAGCUCUCCAACCUCUCCUGGAAGCUGGGGAAGGGUUUCGUAGCCCUCAGCAAGGUGUGCAGAGCUGCCAGGUCGGGGUUUGCAGGACGGCAGCUGCGCUUUCUCGAGGCGUUUGGUCUCUCCGCUUUCUGACCACGAGCACGGUUCGCUUUGUGUUUCUUGCCUGGGGAGCUCCCCUGCCACUCCAGCUCUGGAUGCACGAAGGGCGUGGGGCUUUAUCUUCCCUCCUUGGUCCUCAGCAAUACUUCUUUUGUUUUCUUUUCGAUAAGGGUACGUGUUACUUAAACAUGAGAGUGAACAGGCACGUUGCAAGCAAUGAGCUCCUGGGCCUGUUGUCCCAUCACGGCAAUCUCCACCCACCAGGACCAGUGGAUUAUUUUCAUUAACAUGAGGGAAGAGCAAAUGCUGGAACCUAACUUCACGACUCCUUUCUUUCUUGGGGGGAUCAGAGGGUAUUUUUGUCUUAACACCUCUUUGAAGUACGUGCGAGAAGGCUGGAAGUAAAGGGAGCAGCUCAGUGAGAACUGUCGGUAGCGUGGCCAGAGAGGGAUCAUCUCUGCAGACACCUCUGCGUACAGCCCAGCUAAGGCUUUCUCUCCGGGCAGGGACAAGUGAAGAUGAACCCCGCUGGCGACCCCUUUCCCGCUCCCCAAAAUGCUGGGCUCAAGCGUGACCCAGCCUUGGGGCUUCACCCCGUGUGGGAGCCCCAGGUGGCCUCAAGCUCUGCCUUGGCAUCCCAAAUCCUUCACAGCUGAGAAAGAGAAAAUGGAGAGCUCCCUGCCCUCCAGCUGAGCCACGUCCCACAAGCCGCAGGACCUCGGGGCUCUUUGUCCCUCCUCCCCGUCACCUGGUGGUGCCGAUGUGAUGAGAGGCGCAGGGACAGGAGUGCGAGAUGGUGGCAGAAGCAGGUGGGGGCGGCUGGUUCCAGCAUCAGCCCUGCCUCGGCCGGGCCACAGAGCUCUCCAGAGGCCAGAGCUAGCAAGGAAAACCCAGACACCAGGCGGUGGCAGGAGCAGGCUUCCAUCCACGGGGCACUUGCGUGAAGGGCCCUUCUGUGGUAACAAGCACUUUAAAAUUCUUCGCAAUCAAGCUGCUACAGAUGCUGGCAACAGCGUAACCGAGCAUCAGCGAGCAUGACAAAUAAGGCACUCUGGCAUUUCCAGUUUUUAUUAGGGGGAGGAUAGGCUGUCAAACACAAUUUUUAAUCGCAUUUGUCAGCCGCCGACUUCGCCGCCGGGAGAGGCGGUGCCUUUGCAGCGCUGAUGGUUUUUCUUCCCCGCGUGUCCGCUGCGGGACGCGGCGAGGAGCAGGGCUGGCAGCACUGGGAAAAGGUCCUGCUGCUGGCUCUAAAAUCCAUUUUUUUUUUCCCCGAGGAGUGGCUCCGGCAUCACGUUGUGCAAGGCAGCUCUGGUGCCUGCACGCAAAGCUCGGAGCCGCCGGGGCUCGGAGCAAGACCUCGCUUUGGGGCCAGGACUCGCUGCUGGGAAAGCCCGGCCCGGCCACGGAGAGAUGCAGGGAGUUUCUGAUUUCGGGAGGUCAAGCACCUAACCACAAGUCACAUAACGGAGAUGAAAAAUGGAAUUUCGGGGCUCUGGUCCUAAUUAACUUUUUGUUCUGAGAGAUGCAGUUCCAUCCCUUCAAAAUAAAAUUAAUCUUUUAAACAGAUUGCUGAAAAAGCCCUGGAAGACGUUUAAAAUCCCCUCUAAAUCUCUUACUAAUGACUGGUAUCCUCCGAUACGGAUGGUAUUGCUUACGAGGGAAGGGUUGUUGCUAGAAAUUUAUAACUAGGGAGGCAGGGGCAGACCCCGCUGCUGCAACUGUGGAUUUGCAACCCCCGGAGCCAACAAUGCUGCUAUUAACACCCCCGUGUACAUACCUUGCUCGUCCCUUAGGUUUUUUUAAAGCAGUGGCUGUAGAAAAGACUGGGUUAGCCUCCCUCUCCACCCCAGCCUGGCAAACGUAUUUCAGCACCAGUGGGAAAAAAAGAAAAUCGUUUUUAAAAAAAAAUAAUUAAAAAAAAUAUAAAAAGCUUGCCUUGCUGAGAAGCAUGCCCACGUCUCACCUUCCUUGCAAGCUGCAGGGGCUGUGCAUGCAGCCUCUGUGUUGCGGGAAGUUUUUUGUUUUUUUUUUUUUUUUGCCUUCUCCAAGGCACGAAGCUGCAGGCAAACCGGAGCGCUGCGUUAAGGGGACGGCCUUGGGGCGGGCGAGGGAGAAAGGGACAUUUUCUGUUUGUUUUCCUAGGGCUGGGGUUCAAGUCCGAAGCUCUUCGCAGUUUUUGCACUUUGUUCUAAAUCCGGCCGCGAGCCCGGGCUCCGUGGGGAGCAGCUGCCCCGGGGGGGCUGCGGCAUUUUGGGGCGCUUGGAGGUGUCUGCUUCGUGCCGCUGGGGACCCCUCCGUUGGCAUCAGCUCUUUCAUCUCAUCCCCCCCCGAGCAGAGGAAUCCUUGUCCCCGGUUGUUUCCUACCUCUCUCGCACCUCAAUGUGGCUUUCCUUUUAGGUCUGGUUUGGUGCUUUUCAGAGCAUCGCGUGGUUUGCAGCAUCCAGCGCCCACCCUGCCGCAUGCUCAGCCCAUCCCCGGGCUGCCAGGGUGUCUCAGGGUGUCUGUGCCCCAUUUCCUACAGCCCCGGGGGGGGGGGCAGAAGCCCUGUACACCCCCUGACAGCAUCCGGGUGCAACUUCUCCAUGGGGAGGCUGAAGGGCACGCGACCUGAAAAUAAAUCUCAGCACAAACGAGUUCAGGAUGGACCCGUCUGUGCGGCGAGCUGGGCAAGCUGUGCAUUCGAGGGAAGAGAUUUUGGGCAGGAUUUGCCCCAAAAACACCAGAUAAGGGGGGCUCAGGAUGAGUCCUGGGAGCAGGUCGGUUCCCAUCACCUCCGAAGAUGCUGCUGCUGCUCUUUGCCUUGCAAUUCCUCUCUUGCCCCCGUGGCCGCUCCUCCGGGUCGGGGGGCAGCACCUCAAUUUCUGUAGGGUCGUGCGUCUGCCUCCCUUGGGAAUCCCAUUGGCACCGAGGUUCCUGGCAUGGCUCACCCAUCGAGCAUUUCUGGAGGAGCCCCCUCCUCCAUCCCAGCCCUCGGUGCCCACUGGCUGCUGGCGUUGCCUUUUCUCAUCUCGGAGGGGGGGAGAGCGUGAGUUUGUAAACUAACGAUGUGGUGAAAACAGCUUUUUUUGCACAAGUCGUUGCACAAUAAGGGGAAAAAUUAGUAAAUUAGGUUUAACUUUAAAGGGAACUUUUUUUUUUUUUUUCGUUUUUCCUUAAAACUCACUAGCAGAGCUACUGAUGAAAAAACAACAACAAGAAAAAGACGGACUGAUUAAAAAAAAAAACGGACUGCAUGGUUUACAGGUUAAAUUGCGUUAGAAAUUAGCAUGUUGAUUCCGACUGUACAUUUAUCCUAUUGUAACUGCCAUUAAACAAUACAGCAUUUAACUGUUUACCUAAGUGCCUGUGCUCGCUGUGGCUCUGUGCGCCACUCAAAGCGCUGCCUUUGCCUUGCCUGGCUCCAUCCAGAAAAAAAAAAAAAAACAAA
Molecule: messenger RNA, 7999 nt
Organism: Cygnus atratus (black swan)
Lineage: Eukaryota; Metazoa; Chordata; Aves; Anseriformes; Anatidae
Gene: EXOC6B
Product: exocyst complex component 6B
Exons: 23
Coding region: 692-3052 (786 amino acids)
Biological process (GO): intracellular protein transport; Golgi to plasma membrane transport; exocytosis
Cellular component (GO): membrane; exocyst
Source: RefSeq, a predicted model, not a curated record